This is a messenger RNA of Kwoniella shivajii, 867 nucleotides long. RefSeq lists its product as uncharacterized. Bases 1 to 867 code for a protein of 288 amino acids. Gene Ontology annotation, cellular component: mannan polymerase complex. The record is from RefSeq and is a predicted model, not a curated record. Gene Ontology annotation, molecular function: alpha-1,6-mannosyltransferase activity. Gene Ontology annotation, biological process: protein N-linked glycosylation. NCBI's taxonomy places the organism in Eukaryota, Fungi, Basidiomycota, Tremellomycetes, Tremellales, Cryptococcaceae. The transcript has 2 exons.
AUGUUUUUCCUCUCCUCAUUUCGAGCUCGACUAUCUCUCUUACUUAUCUUGGUCCCAUCGGCAUCUUUCCUUUUAUAUCAAAGAUAUACGUACACCGACUUACGACAUGCUUUACCUCAAGAUGUUUUGAAUGACUAUACAUCCCCUUCGAUACAUUGUUUUUGGUCUGAAUCAAGUGGAAGUGAUGAUCAUGUAGCAUCAACGUCGACAGGGACUAAAGGAAGGCUAGAAGAAUGGCUAGGAUGGUCUUCAUCAAACAGCCAAUACGAGGGGAAAAAGAGCAAUGAGGAAACAUUGGAUGGCUUCAUCUGGGAAGGACAAUUACCAGAUGUAAUUCCUUCGAGUGGAAUAGAGAAAUACAUGUUAUCUCAUAUAGAAGAAUUACAAAUUGGAUAUGAUCCCAAACACGAUCACGAGGAAUACGGAUUAAGAUUAGGUAACAUAUCUUUGAGCGAAUAUACCAAAGAACUAUUAACUACUUAUAAAGAGUACCUUUUACCUCAAACAUUAAAAACAACUUCAACGUCAAACUCAAAGCUACAUUUAGGUUCAUAUAUAUCACCUGUACUAUCAAGACUAAGUUUAAGACCACCUAUCAAGAACCUACCUGAAAGACCCAAACAAGUCAUGACUACAGAUAAAAGUAUCGAUGAUUUACCUUGGCAGUUUAAUAGAUGGAAAGAGAUUAUGCCAGAUUGGGAGAUCAAAUAUUUCGAUGAUGAUUCUUUGAGCAUUUGGGUAAACGAUAUUUUUCCUCAAUCAAAAGCUCAAAGGAUUUGGAAAGACUUACCUAGACAAGUUCUCAAGACUGAUAUUUUCAGAUACAUGGCAAUGUUGGUGGAAGGCGGUAUAUACACAGAUAGGUAA